Molecule: messenger RNA, 1097 nt
Organism: Sesamum indicum (sesame)
Lineage: Eukaryota; Viridiplantae; Streptophyta; Magnoliopsida; Lamiales; Pedaliaceae
Product: insulin-induced protein
Source: RefSeq, a predicted model, not a curated record
UCUUUGCCAAGAAAAAAGUGAUGUGGAUGAGAAGAGUGAAGAGGUGUAUGGUUAUUAUUAAUCUGUUCUUCUUUUAAGAAAUCAAUGAUGAGAAGGGAAGGUAUAGCAAUAGCAGUAUAGCUAAUAGCUAGCGAGAUAUUAGAUGCAGAGCCUGCAGAUUGGCGUUUCUACUUUUGUUUGCCCUCUUCCUAACCAAUCCUCCCGCCAUCCAUGCUUCAAGUUGAAGACGACUGCGAGUAAACCAAGUUGCUGUCUGAAAAAGCAGAGCAAAUUAAGCCAGAGAAGCACUUGGCCGGUCCUCUCACUUUCACUUUUCGGCUCUGGUUUCUUUCUUGGUCCCCUCAUAGAUGGAUUGCAUUCAAGAGUGGAUCUUGUAAUCUAUCAAAACGGGGCAAUUGAUAUUGGCCCUCUUCACACUAAUAUAUGGGUACCUCCUUUACUUGGACUUUUUUACUGCACUGUGGGAUUAUUACAACUUAGUGUUGACGAAAAGUUAUCUGGAUCGGCAAAUCGUGAAGGCAGCACAGAUAAAACAGCUGCUUCAUUAAUAACCCUGCUUCUGUUCAUUGAAUUAAGUGCUGAAAUGUACAAAGCUGGAGUGCCAGACAACAUUGAAGCCUACAUACUAUUUGCAGGGGCAGAAGUGGCAUGGCUGCUGCUGGAUAAGACCAGCCUGGGAUUUGCACUUGCUUGUCUUGUAGGCCUUGCUUGCCCACUGGCUGAAAUUCCGAUUAUGAAGUUAUACCAUCUCUGGUACUAUCCUCAAGCAAAUGUUGAAAUUUUUGGCGAGGGGCUGGUAACUUGGACUAUCACUUGCUAUUUUGUCUAUACUCCGUUCUUGAUCAAUCUAUCACGUUGGCUGAAAACAAUAGUCGCUGCUGCUGCUGCUGCUCCAGACGUUGAAGAAACAUGAUCCGUAUAGAUUUAUUUAUAGGUUUAUGCAUGAAGUUAGGAGCAGAGGAUAUUGUGUGCUGCUGGAGAUAAAGAGAAGUGUGUUGAAAACCAUCUUCAUAAAGUUUAAGACUGGCUCCACUUGGGAAAGACACGAUUCAUAUUUAGUUGCUUCAUCAGUUUAAUUUUGUAGGCUCUUGCUGGCA